AGGAAUAUGUGAUGGCUUCCAUGGAAGGCCAAAGUAAAGGAGCUGCUUUUCUCAAUUUAAUCAUCCCUGUAAUAACCGCUUUAUUCAAUACGGGCUCGGAGCCUAUCCUGGCAAGUAAUGGACACUAGCCAGAGUACACCCUGGACACGGCACCAGUCCAUCGCACAUCGCAGGGCAAACACGCACCCACGUCAGGGCCGGUUUUCUCAGAAGCCGACUAACCCAUCGGUAUGUCCUUGGACUGUGAAGGAAACCCAGGCUGAGCAUACAGAGAGCACCCCGGGAGCUGGACCCAGGGUCCCCACACUGCGAGGCAGCAAGGCUGUCCGCUGCACCACUGUGCCUCUCCUCACCAUCUCUGAUAAUCUGGAAAAACUGUGGUCAAGCAGGGUCUCCGAGUAUCCGACACCAGGCCUCUGGUCUUGGCCGAGACCUACCGCAGGGCGCGCCGGGCCUGCUGCACCAUGAUCGACCCGCUGGAGAACAGCCUGUUUGACCUUCCCGACUACGAGAACACCGAGGACGAGGCCUUUCCUCCGCUGCCGCCCCCGCUGUCCCCGGGCAGGGAGGGGUCCGGCGGGGACGGCGACGACCUUCCCAACGGGGAGGACGCGGGAGAGACGUCCAGGUUAGAUGAAGCCCCCAUUGCCAAGAGGAGGGCUGUGAAGAGACCUCAGCCGAAGCUUGAUUCCCAAAGGCUAGUGUCUGAAAGAGGACUUCCAGCUCUGCGCACCUUAUUCGACAAUGUAAGAUUCAAAGGCAAAGGACACGAGGCUGAAGACCUGAAGCUGUUGAUCCAGAAAAUGGAGAACUGGGCCCACAGAUUAUACCCGAAACUACAGUUUGACGACUUCAUUGACAAACUGGAGUCUCUGGGAAGUAAGAAAGAAGUCCAGACUUGCCUAAAACGAAUACGAUUAGACAUGCCCUUGACACAUGAAGACUUUGUUGGUAAAGACGAUGAAGCGGAGGAGGAGGAGAGAGCGGUCAGGGAGAGCAGCAUGCUGGACGACCCUGACCCCUUCCUGGACAGCAGCGGGGGUGUGGGCCCGGUCCAGUCCACGCCCGCUGCCGUGGCGCUGACGGAGGAGCAGCGGCGCAGGAUGGAGCUGAACAAGCAGCUGGCCCUGGAGAGGCGGCUAGCCAGGCUGCAGGAGAGCAGCGAAGAUGCAUUGCAGUCCGAGUCUCAGUCUCAGCUUGCUGCUGCUACAGAGGACCUGUCCGAAGCGCCCGGGGACCUCCCUGUUCUGGACCAUGAAGACUCCGAUGCUGGAUCUCGGAGUCUGGAUCAGGCGCUGACUGACCACGCUGGCCAAGCCCACCACCCCACAGUGCCGCAAGAGCGGGUGACGGGACUGGCGGCUGCGGAGGCCUCGGCACAGCGUGCGAGUCAGAGGUCCGAUAGCCCCUCUCCCCGUCAGGCUGAGCCUGAAAAGGUGGAUGAGCAGGAAGCCGAUAGUGAUUGACCGGUUCCUCGUUGUGCCAGUGUGGGGAAACAUUGAACUGCUUUUGUCACUCGGGUGGCAAUUACUGGACACCUUUUGUAUUUAAUAAUGGUAAUGUAAUAAAUCUAUCUUGAGUAUAAAUAUUCUAGAAUUAUCCCUUUAAUGGCCUUUGUGGGUGUACACAUGUUGGAAUACACACCACCCUGCGGCAGGGCUUCACCAGUGUUGACUUGGUGUCCUGUUAUCUGGGCUAGAACAGAAAUGCCUGAUUGCUUUCCUGCCGCAGGUGUUUAAAAGUAAGUUAGUAACUCGGAAUGGCACUUAUAAGAAUUGGGGUUGAUGCUCCUUGAAUGUCAGUCUGCUACAGGCCUUAAUGGUCGAGUAUUUCAUUAAAAAGAUGAGACGGACAUGGGGCCCCUUCUGGCAGGGGAGCUGACCUCAUUGCUCCAGUCUGGGAAGUGGUGCCAGAGCAGAUCCUGGAGUAAAACUCCCAACCCAUCGGCCUGGCCCUCCAGCAAGUGCACUUCUCCUCUUUUUGUACUGUAAUGGGAAAAUACCCUUGCCUACCUCCUACCCUGCCCUGAACUCCCCCUUGCGUAGGCACAGUAGUCGGCAAUGGGUUUUUUUUUUCCGGCUGAGCUCUCAAGAUGCUCCAGGACCUUCUCAGGACUUGCACAGAUUUUCUGAAACAAACUGCUGUGAUAAGAACAGCACAGUUAACAGUAUUCAGGUCUUUCAAGAGGACCACCAUCUCAUCAGCCUCAUGUAAUAGUUGCUGGGGCAGGUGGGACCAGUUCAUGACUACAGGACAUUUUACAAAAUUGUAAUUUUGUUCUUCUGUCUGUGGUGUUAAAGAGAUGCUGUAAAAUAAACUUAUGAAAGGUC
Lepisosteus oculatus (spotted gar) is the source of this 2330-nucleotide messenger RNA. NCBI's taxonomy places the organism in Eukaryota, Metazoa, Chordata, Actinopteri, Semionotiformes, Lepisosteidae. The record is from RefSeq and is a predicted model, not a curated record.